AUGACUACAGCUUCGCCCGUAGUCGGGCGAGUAGUGUCUCAUUCCAACAACCGAAGAAGAGGAUGGGUCAUCGCCACCGAGGACGACGCCGAGGCCGAACGACCUUCCAGCUUCGAUGCUCGCAAGAGCGCGGCAGCAUGGAACAAGGGCAAAGGCCCUUCCCAGGCAUCCAUACCUUCACGAGCCUCAUCACUAGCUUCAACUCCGGCGCCAUCACCAACGAUUUCCAGUGACGCGUUCAGACCAGAUACCGCAGAUCAAUCAACAAGAAGCGGUUGCUCGACAAGCGCAAAUACACGCGUAUGUCAGCCUGUAGCGCCACCACGUGUUCCAUCGGCCAGCCUCGAUCACAACAAGGACGCAACGUCCAGCUCGACGAGCGACAGACAGACGGAGUUCAGCUCGGGACGACGAAGACCUUCACCACCUCUGCUCGUACCGCCAAAGCAGACGUUCAGGAAAGUGCCGUCCAACCGAGUCCUGCCUGCUUGGGCACUGAGCGAUCACCAGAAGUUCAUGGCUGCUGCUAACAAGGCUUCUCAACCAGCAUCUCCCAGCAGCACAGCCUCAUCAGAAGCCGCAUCAUCACCAUCACGCUCGCCAUUUGUGAAUGCUGCACUGCGCAGCGAGCUAGCAAAGCUUGCUGCGAUUCGACGCGCCAACAGCUCGUCAUCAUCGAGCACAGCGACGACCACGUCUUCAGCAUCGAAUCUCGUUUCAGCAUCCACGCCAGCCACUUCAGUCGCCACUGCAAUCCCAUUAGACAAUCAGUUCAAGGAUAAAGGCAAGCAAGUUGCUCAGAGCCCCCUGCAAAAUGAUGUGCAAGACUUUUUUAGUCCGGCUGCUGGAAAAGUCAAACAGUUGGCACACACGUUCGACAACGCAUGCAGCCGCGAGCAGAGCAGCAAGUCGCAAUCUUCAGCGCCCGCUUCAACGCCAUCACGGCCAUUGAUUGGCAAUCGCCUAGAGCAGAAGCAGUCGCUUUUCUUCUCAGUGGUGGAUCCCCUACCUGCAUUAAGCGAAAAGUCGGCUGCUUCGGACUUGGACGACGUGCUGUCCUUGACAUCCGACAUGAUGUCCGAGAGCGAAGCGACAAACACCAGGGCAGCGAGGCUCACCAAAAGGCGCGACAGUCUGCAGAUAGAAAUGCCACCACCACCACCGCAGUUCAAGGACAGAUAUCCGACGAUCCGUGUGGACUCCACUCACGUCAGCGACUCUGAGGCCAGCGGCACGAGCAAGGUAGGAUCCCGUCGCCGACGCCGACGAAGCACCACAUCGACGAGCAACAAGCUCUGCGGCAACAUGGACGACGAAGACGACGACGAGUAUGCAGAUGACGAUUCCAGCUGGCCAUCAACACCUUCCACCACGCCACUCGAGGCGUACUUCACAGCUAUCGAUGCUAAGCCCAAACCAGCUCGAAGGACAGUGCAAACAACCAAGGAGAUUGUCGCGCCCGCUUUAGGCGCACUUGGCAUGGGCAGGCCCAUGGUCGUGGUCACUAGCCCAAGCACCGCGUCCGAGGUAUCCUCGGAUCGACGCUCGAGCUCCGGCUCGGGUUCUACGUCGGAUCGCACCUACUCAUCUUCUCCCCCAGCUGUGGCCAGUGUCGCGCCACCCGCUGCUCUGACCAGGAUCGAAGAGCAUGUCAGUGCAAAGAGCGACGCAGAGCCAAGUCCAGCCGCGCCGCCGAGACGUUCUCUCUCGUUCGAGGUGCCCGCAAUCAACCGCUAUCGAUCUUCCCAAGAAAGUCUAGCCUUGGACCAUCCUAGCCGCUCCCCCUCGCGCGCGAUGGCGUUCUUAGCCAGGAUCAGUCCCAGUAGAUCGGCUGCCCGCAGUAGCGUCGACUUGGCAUCCGUCACACGCACCAAUGCAGCUACGUUUUCCACGGAAGCGGCCAAGAGGAUGUCGUUGGAAGCUGAGCGCCGAACGUCUGCGGAACAGCGCCGUUCGGUUGAGCUGCGUCCGAUCCUGCUCAAUGCAGCUUCGCGUCCACCUGCUCGAGCUGUGGCUGCUGAAGUAGCCGCGUCUGGUCCAACUGCUGCCACUUCGACCGCUACAACGCAGCAGGAGCGUCGGCGUUCUCUGGGUCGCGUCGCAGUUCGGCCCAACGUGGUCCCCUACCAUUCGCGCCGCAGCUCAGAAGUCUCUGUUGGAUCCUCGACCGAGUCUCGCAAAGAACAGGAUCGUGCAUCCUUCGACAAGCAAGCAUUUGAUCCGAGAUACAGCCCUGCAUCGCAAGUUACGACUCUGACCAUGCCAUCACCAGCGCUCAGUACUGAACAGAAACCCUUCUCGUUCCGGCCCACUACGGCAGUGCAUGCAAGGGUCCAGGUGGACAAGCGCAGGUCUGCGUCCAUCAACGCCCCCAACGAUCGCUUCGCUGCUUCUAUGCCCUCUCUGCACGAAUCCGCCGUCGAUGUGCAUCCUCGGAAUCGUCGUUCGGGCUCGAAUGACGAGGCUGAGAGUCGACCAUCGGCGAUACAACUUCUGGUCAACUCGCAAAAGGGCAGAAUGACCAGGGACAAUGACUCGAUCGCCGAGUGGAUCUCGGUAUCGGUCCACGACCUUCCCCUCCCAAACGCCACUGAGGCAUACGGAAAUGGAGGUGUUGGCGAAUUCUCCAAGGAAACACAGCAGCAGGCAAAGAAACCUAAGAAGAACAGGCCAUGGAAGCUUGGCCGGUUCGCUGCUUCAGAAAUGUUGCUACCGGCCAAGGCUCCGACUACUUCUGCUGCAGCCCAGUUGAAACGCCGAUCGAUCACGCUGCUCAAGCGAGCUUCGUCUUUGCAUGUGAACGAAGCAAAGCGAACAAGUACAGAAUCGACGUGCUCACCACACAGAGGACCCUUCAUGCGCAAUUUGGGCUUUACAACCGCGAACCGUAACGUUGCUAUGCAGACUCUUUGCGCCGAGCGGUCGAUUUUGGCACUGGCAGCAAGCACAAUCUACAUUGCAGGGUGUGGCCGCAUCAAGGUGCCGCAGCCUACACCAUUGCCGCCAAACCAGUCGAAAGCAACAGCAAAACCAAAGGAGAUCAAGAGCAAGAAACAGAGCCAAAACUUCAACAAACCGUUACCAGUGCCGAUGGUCGAAAAACGCAGCAGUCCAGUUUGUGCUUCUCAGAUCGAAGACGCAUCACAAGAUUCAUAUCUGAAUGUGAAGGGCGAUUGCCAUACAGGCUACGACCUGAAUGGAGUGGCUGUGGGCACGAUCAGGUCGAUGGUCCCCGAGUUGGGAGACUGGUCUCUUUCGACGCAGCACGAUCGCAGCCCCAGCCAAGAAGUGAUCCAAGAGCGACCUUUCCGAGACUAUGACGAUGAGGGUUCGGACUUGUUUGACUCGGAUGGGUGCGAGUCCGACUCGGAAGACGAGAUGGACGACGUCGAUGAGGACGUAGAGGUGCCGGUACGCUUCGGUCGGCGCGUCAACUUGGGCAAUCGAGCAGGAUCUGGAUUCUACGGUUUGUCCGUGCCGGCCACACUUGAGACAGCAUCGGCUGUCAUCGACCAACCAAGCAAGGAGGCUUCGGACGCAAACGGAGAGCACAGUCGGAUUCUACCAUCGGUCAGUCUGGAACGAAUUGCUCCAGGUACAGUGGUGUUGCACGGAGCCGAGCUCCGAGUCUGCAUUGAAGAGGAGCAGCUCUCUGAGGGAGCAGCUCGACCCCUGGCGUACUGGAAGGCUUUGGAGGUGCACCAGCCGAGAUCGAAGCCUGACGAGCCGCAACUCGUCGAGAAUCAGGUGCGUCGCCAACCCUCGAGCAGGGCGAUGAAGCUCGAGCAAGAAGUGGCUACAGGAAUGUUUGCCGCGUUUGUGGGCAAUCGCGGGCCACGUCGGCAGGCGCAGCGAGCAAAUUCUCUUGCUGGAACCACAGGCGCAACACAAGACCCUACUCUGAGAGGUAGCGAUCCACGCAUCAAGCAUGAGAAGGAGCUGGUGGUAUCUAAAGUGAACAAGAGCACGUUCACUGUGCGAAGCGAGAUUCGAUCGACGCAUGAAGGAACGGAACAGGUGGUGGAGAUUAUGCGUCGUGGAGAAAACCACUUGAGGCAAGUUUCCGAAUCUUGGCGAGAGUCGAUGCGCAUGGACAAGUUGGAACGAACUUUCCCUUCGCCGCUGCUCUCGAACACGGAGUUCGCACACCACCAAUCACGAUCGAGCAGCCGAACGGAUAGCUCACGGUCGAUACUCGAUGACUCGGCCGAGCGCAUUGCGAUCCGUAUCGAGCCACGUGGCGGCCGAGGAUUUGUGGCAAGCUUUCAACCUCGAGACGGGCAGCACUGGUGGUGGGAAGCGAGAAAGGUGGAGGCGUCGGUGCUGUCUCGGAGCAAGAAAGAUAGAGACGUUGGAGGCAUUUGUGUGUUGGAAAACCACGACUUGGUGCUGCGGGCGAGCAAGGGGUCAGGAUUGAUGGAGCUCGCCAGCUAUUCGGCCGAUUCGCAGCUGCGCAAUGCGCUGGAGGUGUUCAAGCCACGAACCAAGGCUAUUCCGAAACUGCUGCCCAACGAGACAGAAAUGGUCAGUGCAGCAGUACCGCUACCGACACGCGUGUUGCCGCUGGCGAUUCCGAUCCGAGGAGGAGCGAGGAGGGAAGCGCCAAUCCCGUUGCGAGGCAUUCGGGGUGGACCUUUGGUGCGACCGCAGCCGACUGCGACAGGCAUGGUACGCCACCACGGUUUGUGGCAGCAUGCGCGAGCCGCCGUGUCGACGGAAGCAGUGGUGCAGGUGCACAACAACGCCGUCAACAAUGCCGUCAACAACGCUAGAGCAUCGCUGCAACUCGAUGAGCGUCCGUCUUGGAAUCCAGUGCGGGUGAAUGGGCCAAUGUUACGGUCGCCCGACGAGACCAAGGCGGAUGAGAAGCUGGGUGUGCUCAGCUUUUCAACGGUUGAAGCUGUCGAUCGAGAUCUGGUGGUGCUUUCGCUUCUGGCAGUCAUGGGAUCUGUCAAAUUGUGA
Mycosarcoma maydis (corn smut) is the source of this 4962-nucleotide messenger RNA. RefSeq lists its product as uncharacterized. The record is from RefSeq and is a predicted model, not a curated record. Bases 1 to 4962 code for a protein of 1653 amino acids. NCBI's taxonomy places the organism in Eukaryota, Fungi, Basidiomycota, Ustilaginomycetes, Ustilaginales. The transcript has a single exon.